AUCCAUGGCUACAUCAUCCAUUAAAUUUCAUACAGUCUCUGUGCUCCUCUUCAUCCUCCUUAUCUCCUUUACAUCACAAACUUUGGGCGAGUCCGAAACCGAAAGUCGGGGGGAAUGUGGUUCAAAAUCAAGCGGUGGAUGUGAGGACAAGGCGAAAUCACUGGUGCUCAAGCUCAUUGCCAUUGCAUCCAUACUAGUGACUAGCAUGAUGGGAGUUUGUCUGCCAUUAUUUUCGCGUGGCGUACAGGCUCUGAAACCGGACAGAGAUUUAUUCAUAUUGGUGAAAGCAUUUGCCUCCGGUGUCAUACUUGCAACCGGGUACAUGCACGUCAUGCCGGAUUCGUUUGAUUGCUUAACCUCCGUGUGUUUACCCGAAAACCCAUGGAGGAAAUUUCCCUUCACUACUUUCAUAGCAAUGCUUUCGGCACUUUUGACUCUGAUGGUGGAUUCAUUUGGUUUGAGUUAUUAUAAAAAAUAUUGCUGUGAUAGCAAUCGUGUGACAGAUGGAGCAGUGGAGUUACAAGGACAUUGUCAUGGUAUGGUAGGGCUUGACGACAAGGCAUCUCAGUUGGUUCGAUACCGAGUGGUGGCUCAGGUAUUAGAAGUAGGAAUUGUGGUGCACUCAGUGGUGAUAGGGCUAUCACUUGGGGCAUCUGAUAAUCCAUGCACCAUCAAACCGCUCGUAGCUGCUCUCUGCUUCCAUCAACUAUUCGAAGGAAUGGGUCUAGGCGGAUGCAUACUACAGGCUGAGUACGGGUUGAGAAUAAAAGCAAUAAUGGUAUUCUUUUUCUCGGCAACAACUCCAUUUGGGAUUGCAUUGGGGAUUGGGUUGUCGCAUGUAUAUAGGGAAAACAGCCCCACCGCACUGAUUGUGGUGGGAAUACUGAAUGCAUCAUCAGCAGGACUGUUGAACUAUAUGGCACUUGUCGAUCUGCUUGCCUCUGAUUUUAUGGGUCCCAAGCUGCAGGCAAGUAUGAAGCUUCAGAUAUGGGCUUAUGUUGCUGUUUUUUUAGGUGCUGGAGGAAUGUCUUUAAUGGCAAAAUGGGCCUAAUUUAUUUAUUUAUUUUUUUUUUAAUUCAUCUUCUUCAUUCGUUUGUUUGUGUUAUUUUUCCUAGUUAUAAUUAUGAAGAUAAAAGAUUAAUGCUUUUCAUUUUGAUUUGUUAAUAAUGUUGCCACUGAAAUGAAACAUCUUCGUGUUUCUUUCCUUUUUUUUUUUUUUAACCGGAAUGUUUUGUUGUUUUCACUAAAUUUUCAAACCAAACAAAACAUUGAAUGAACACUAGCAUGCAUUUAAAAAUAAAUAAAUAAAUAAAAAGGGAAG
Molecule: messenger RNA, 1321 nt
Organism: Cornus florida
Lineage: Eukaryota; Viridiplantae; Streptophyta; Magnoliopsida; Cornales; Cornaceae
Product: fe(2+) transport protein 1-like
Exons: 3
Coding region: 5-1051 (348 amino acids)
Biological process (GO): zinc ion transmembrane transport
Cellular component (GO): plasma membrane
Molecular function (GO): zinc ion transmembrane transporter activity
Source: RefSeq, a predicted model, not a curated record